GCUAUUAGUAUUAUCGAUGUAUCUAUGUUCUGGUGCGCAAAAUAACACUAUACUCUCAAUUCGCUUUUUCACAACCAGUGACAAUGUAGCCUUCGGUCAAAUGCGUUUAGGCGUCCAUAAUGAGAAAAUGCGUCUUCCUCGAGUUCUUUGUUGGUCUCUCACUCUGUAGUAUGAGUGCACUGAAGGACCACCUGCCAGCAACCUAUUGAGGCCUCACAGGAAAACGAUUUUUGUUGCCGGAGCUCUUGUGCGAAAGUCGCAAGAAGUGGCACUGCCGUCUCCUUCUUCGGCCUGAUUGGGACUCGAGCUGUGGCAGGCGGGAAACAAAGGAUUCAAGAUAAUGGGCGCGUACUAGUCCUACUCCUAGCACUUCUUCGACGCGGUUGGAACUACAUCCGGGCAGCUGCGCUUGAUUCAUUCUGCGCUGGUGGAGCGCCGCUCAAAACAACGAGGAAACGCGGCAGAGCAGAAGCGGCACUGGCUACAGGUACCAUGCGGAAUUAGAGGAGCCCGGCCUGUCCAGCACCCUCGGCAGCGUGAUCCAGAGUUUUCCUGAUUUGGGCGGGAACCUCCACUUUGUGCCACUGCCGGUAUCAAGUACAAAUAUGUCUGGGUGGUGUGGAAGACUGCAAGAUUUGUCAUGCACCUUGCGGACCACACACAUGAUCUCGAAUGCACGCAAAAGCCCCAGGAGAAGUCUGCCUUUGCCCUAGCAAGGAUUGAGGAACUUUUUGCGGUCAUGCAACGCAGAUUUUUUUGCGUUUGAGAUUUUGCAUGACGAGUUAUAUCCUUCCAGACCCAGAUGGCAUAUUUGCAAAGCAUAGCUGGGGUGGGCUGACGAUGUCGGCAGCAACAGGGAGG
This is a messenger RNA of Amoebophrya sp. A120, 861 nucleotides long. The record is from the annotation of a GenBank genome assembly. Lineage: Eukaryota; Dinophyceae; Syndiniales; Amoebophryaceae.